This is a messenger RNA of Closterium sp. Yama58-4, 480 nucleotides long. NCBI's taxonomy places the organism in Eukaryota, Viridiplantae, Streptophyta, Zygnematophyceae, Desmidiales, Closteriaceae. The record is from the annotation of a GenBank genome assembly.
AUGCCACGACCGCAGAAAACUGCUGCUGCCGCUACAGCCACUACAGCAGCCGCUACAGCUACUGCAGUAGCCGGCAAAGUUGCCCAAGCCGCAGCAAUUGCCACUAAAGCUGCUGCCUCUGCCGCUGCAGUUACUGCAACAGCCGCUAUAGCUGUCGCAACCACAGCAAUUGCUGUUAUAGCUGCUAACCCUGUCACUACAGCUGCUGAUGCUGCUGCUACACCUUCCGCAUCAGCCGCAACCGCCGCUACAGCUGCAGCCACUGUCGCUACAGCCACUGCAGCUGCUGCUACAACUGUCGCUGCCGCCGCAACUGCCGCUACCACUGCUGUUGCUUCCGCCACAGCUGCUGCAACUGCCACUGCUACUGCCGCAGCCGCCCCGACAGCCGCCGCUACCGCCACUGCAGCCACUGCUCCGGCCACUGCUGCAGCUGCCGCUACUUCCACUUCUUCCGCAACUACCGCCGACUGUGCCUAG